Molecule: messenger RNA, 4325 nt
Organism: Biomphalaria glabrata
Lineage: Eukaryota; Metazoa; Mollusca; Gastropoda; Planorbidae
Product: serine/threonine-protein kinase TNNI3K-like
Exons: 22
Coding region: 419-2965 (848 amino acids)
Biological process (GO): regulation of transcription by RNA polymerase II; protein phosphorylation
Cellular component (GO): nucleus
Molecular function (GO): protein kinase activity; RNA polymerase II-specific DNA-binding transcription factor binding; ATP binding
Source: RefSeq, a predicted model, not a curated record
UUAUAAGUCUUUGUAGACCUCUAUUCCUGUAACUCUAUACUCUAUAAUUCUAUAUUAUAGAUCUAGAUAGGGAAAAUAAUAAAGCUAGAUCUAUAUGUCUAUACUUUGGUCUCUCUAUCGAGUUCUAAACUCGCCCUAACUUUACUAGACUCUACACUCUAGUCUACUACUGAGUCAAGGCAAGUGACAAGUCAAGUGCCACUCAGUUACUCACUCUCAUUUCAUCUAACUUCUAUUAAGAUUAAGUCAUUAAGAUCACUAGACUCAUAAUAGAUCUAUCUAGAUCUAGAGAUCUAGUAGUAAGUGACUAAAUACAUUUGACUUGAAGCCUCUUAGCAUAUCAUUGAUUUGAAGCCUCUUAGCAUCUCAUUGACCAGAUCUAAUUAACUUACCAUGAAAAGAAGACACAAGUAGUAUAAUGGGCAACUAUAAGUCCAGGCCAACCAUAUCUUGCACAGAUGAGCUAAAGAAAAAAAUCAGCGAGAGCUAUGCUGUAUUUCGUUCAAAAGUGCUUGAGGACCUGCGUCCUAAAGAUUCUGAUUGGACAGAAGUUCAGCUUGCUGCAGCAAAUACCCAGGACCUCUCUGUAUUAAGCACUUUAUUAGAUGAUGUUAAUUGUUUUGAGAAGACUGAUACUGGCUUGACACUGCUGCAUAUCACAUGUUUGGCUGGAGCUCCCUGUAGUCAACUUGAGAGGAUUAUUAAGAAAGGGGUCAAUGUCAACACACUGAGUAAAAAUCAGUUAUCUGCCCUUCAUUUGUCAACAUACAGGGGAGACUCGGAACAAGUGGAUGUGUUAGUUACUAAUGGAGGGGAUGUAAAUCAAACUGGUCACAGCGGAGUUGCUGCCCUUCAUAUAGCUGCCAUGUGUGGACAUCAUGAAAUUGCUAAAAGUCUUGUUGAAAGCGGAGCCAAAAUAGACAUGGGAGACUUGGUCAAGUUUUCUUCACUGCAUAUAGCUUGUCAUUUUGGACACGAGAAAGUAGUUGACCUACUGCUAUCUAAUGGAUCUGACAUUAACAUCAGUGGCAGUGUUGGAGACAGACCCAUUCACUUGGCCAGCUCAAAGGCUAACUUGAAAAUCAUGCAGCUUCUUGUUGAGGGAACAUCACAACAGACAGCUGAUGUGAAUGUCAAAGAUGAUGAAGGUCACACGCCUCUUCAUUUCUGCUGCAAGUCUGGUCACCUGGUCACUCUUCAUUACUUACUUGACCACGGGGCAUCCCCUCAUGAAGUCAACAUCUACGGGGAUACACCAUUACACCUGGCUUGUUACAAUGGUAAACUUGAGAUAGCCAAACAGCUGGUCUCACAGACCGGACAAGACAGCCUUACAAUGGAGAAUAUCUUUAGCGAAACACCCUUACAUAGUGCCUGUACAUUUGGUAAGAAUCUAGAACUAGUCAAAUUUUUGCUGGCCCAGACCUCAGUGGACAUAAACUACCAGGGUAAAGAUGGUCACACUGCCCUACAUAGUGCCUGCUACCAUGGCCACAUUCGCUGUGUUCAGUUCCUGCUAGAGAACCGAGCGGACAUGAAUCUUGUGGCUGCUGUGAGUGACCAGAGUGGGGACAGUGAGAAACGGGAGGAGCAGACUGCCUUGAUGUGGGCUUAUGAAAAAGGCCAUGACUCCAUAGUUACUUUACUCAAGCAUUAUAAACGUCCAAAUGAUGAGUCUGCAUGUGGGGACUACUCACAGCCUGGCAGUCUGGAUGGCUCCUAUGUGGCUGUACCAUCGCCAUUAGGAAAACUACGCAGUAUGACCAAAGAGAAAAUUGAUGUCCUCCAGCUGAGGGCCAACUUGUCUCACCAGUUUCAUCUUCAGAUCACUGACCUAGAGUUUCAGGAGACUAUUGGGUCUGGCUCCUUUGGGAAAGUUUAUAAAGGCAAGUGUAAAGGACGCACCGUGGCUAUCAAAAGGUACAGAGCAAGUUCAUUUGGUGCCAAGUCAGACGUGGACAUGUUCUGUCGAGAGGUUGCCAUAUUGGCAAAGCUGAACAGUCCUUAUGUUAUUAACUUUAUCGGAGCAUGUCUAGACGAUCCAAGUCAAUUCGCCAUUGUCACCCAUUAUGUGUCUGGUGGAUCAUUGUUUAGUCUGCUGCAUGAACAGAAAAGAUUGAUAGAUGUCCAGUCGAAGUUGACCAUAGCCUUGGAUGUGGCUAAAGGCAUGGAAUACCUCCACAACAUGCCCCUCCCCAUCAUUCACAGGGACCUCAAUAGCCACAACAUUUUGUUGGAGGAGAAUGGACAUGCAGUUGUGGCCGACUUUGGAGAGUCAAGAUUUUUGCGCUCAGCAGAUGAGGACAAUAUGACUAAACAACCAGGAAACUUGCGUUGGAUGGCCCCUGAAAUCUUCACCCAAUGCACCAAGUACAGUGUCAAGGCUGACAUGUUCAGUUACUCCUUGGUGCUGUGGGAACUACUUUCUGGAGAGCUUCCAUUUGCACAUCUCAAACCUGCUGCUGCUGCUGCAGAGACUGCAUAUCACAAUACCAGGCCACCUAUAGCCAUCACUUUCCCUAAACCUAUAGUGUCACUCUUGCAGAAAGGUUGGCACACUAACCCUGAUGAGAGACCAGAGUUCUGUGAGAUCAUCCCAAUCCUGGAGGAGUGUAAGCGAUCUCAGGCGGUGUCCAUGUUAAGUAACUGUGAAUCUACUACAGUCACAUUGCCUAUAUCUCUGCCCAUGGUCACCACCCAGGACUCGGAUGGAGACGGAAGAGAUACGCCACCAUUGGCUGGCCAUGUUUCGGCCCUACGGAAUCACUGGGAAAUGGAAGCUUCUAGAAACAGUGUAUCCGGAGCUGUAAAUGAUGAGAAGAGACGGUAUCCCUAUCCUCAGCUGGAUAAAAAUGGCUAUGUGUCUGACCCACUGUCCACUUUGAGAAUCUCACUGCCGCUGACCAUGUCGCUAUCGCCUAACAUGUCAGCGUCAUCUCAGGACUCUCCAGAACCUUCGAGCUGACAUUAUGAAAAACUGUGAAUGUGAAUGAUUGAUCAGUGUUACACGAUAUUGUUCAUGUGUGUUAUAAUAUGACAAUGAAAAAGCAUUUCUUUAUCCUGUAAGUGUUUUUGACUCAGUGCCACAAGAAGGAUUGAAUGUACAUAGCUAGUUACUCAUAUUAGUGCCAUUUGUGUAUUAUAGCUCAAUUCUUCUUCCAGUCAUAAAAUCUAAAGUUUUAUCUUCUUUAAGGGUGCAAUAUUCAUGUUGUUUUUUGUAUUUUAAAAUAUUAGGUUUGACAAUUGACCAUGCAGCACAAAUAGACAUAUCAAAAAACUAUUUCUUAACAAAAUUUCUUAUUUGCAGUCUAAAAUGUUUGACAUGUUUCGAAUGUUCCUUCAGAGUUGAAGAUGAUUUACUUCCUAGUCCAAACCUCCCGCAGGAUUAUGGGGAAUGGCAGCAGGCAGGGUAUGAAUCCGGGUUACCACACCACCAGGCAGUCUAUGAGACAGAUGCUGAAAUGUUCACAUUUUGUUUUCUGAGGCCAGUGUUAACCCAUUAGCUCCUUCUGCAGUUGAAAACGUUUUUGUCCUAGACCGUUGUAGAACGUUUCUAAAACCCCCACUAUUCAAUAGACUUGAUUUAAACUUUUUAAAAACAUGAUUUCUUCUAGUCUCGUUGCAAGCGUGAUUACAAAUCAUUUUGGAGAUUACCGAUUCUAUUUUUAAUAAAAUCGGAAAGGUUUUUAUUUUUAAAAUAAUUUUUCAAACGAACAGGCCCAUAGCCCCAGUGUAUAAGCCCCCACGUGGGAAAAUGACUAUUUUUGAAGUUUUUUACAUUCUAGUGGUAUUAAACGUAUAUAUUUUUUAAAACUAGACAUAUAGUUCUAUUUUUUAAAGUUAUCUGUUUGUUUAUUUGUAUUAGAUCUUCAAUUUGAUUAUUUUUUGCAAAAUACAUAUUUUUUAGGAUUUUUUAAAUACGGAGUUAUCCCUCCUUGCUUAGGACUUUGAAGGGGUUUUUUUUGAACCGGAAAUAGGAGCUAUUGGGUUAAUGAAGGUGUCAUCAAACCACCUUUCAACUCCCAACAAUCAUGUAUCCUGAGAGCUGCAGGAAAACCCAAAUCUUAAAGUCCCAUAAUUCAUUUGAACUCAGCUUUAGCUCUCUAGGAUUAAAAAGAUAAAAAAUUAACAGCUUUAUGCUCUCUAGGAUUAGAAGGUAAACACUUAACUCUGUCACCUUGACCUCUAUUUCAAACAUUUCUCCAAAAAUGUGUUUGUACCUUACAAAGUUGGACAGAAAUGUAUUUUUCUCUGUAUAUGCAAAAUGUAAAUAACCAAAAUCAAAAUAUAUUUAUUACUGAACAAAUAAAGUAAUUCAUUAUGUG